CCCAUCUAGAUUUCUUGAUCUCCUGUCUCUAGAAGAUUAUUGCAAGCUCUCGGACAAGGAACUCGCGGGAAAUGCACAGAGAACGAGAUGCAAACUUUUUUUGGAGAUGAACCCUCAAAGGAAACGUUGACCAUCUCCAGUGACGACUUCGCAUCCAAGAUGGCGGAUAGUGGACGCGGAAGCUCAAGCUUCAACAUCCCUAAGCUGAAGAAGAACACGUACAAAGACAACUUACAGCCUCUUGACUUGAAGAACAGGGAUGUGCAGAAUUUGCUCAAAGACCUAAACAAGUGCUGCUUGGACAUUAAUUUCAGCAAAGAAUGGGAAAUGGUUGGAAUUUCUAUGGUGCAUAAUGCAGACAUAGAGGCCCGAUACAGCAAAAAGAGAGCAGAAUUGAAAGAUGAUGGCCGGAGCACCCAGACCCUCAGUGAUCAGCUUGGAUUUUUACACGUACAGUCCUAUGAGAAAUCACGUAUUGCCAAGGAGGGUCUUCAAGUUAAACGUUUGGCUUACAACAAAUUGGGAAAAAGUGACUUGGGAGUCUAUCUCAACCGUUUCUUUGACCUAGAAGUCAGGUCUGCUUGGACCUCUGAAAGCCUUGCGUACAAGGAGAUUUUCAUUUUCAAGUACUUCCCUGGCAAAUGUAAGUCCAUCAACAUUGGCAGCCCAUACAGUGUGUGCACAAACUUGGAACCCACUCCGAACUAUGACUCACACAUCAGUCACAUGGGCCCACAGCACCAGGAGAAUCUGUUCUUACAGCGCGCUCGGUCACGGGUUUACUUGUAUGAGUACACUGAAGAAUGUGAGGCGUCAAAGAGCCCUCGACAUGUGAGACCUUUUGCGAUCAUCAAAGUCAAGCAAAAGAAGGUGGACAAUGUACAGAUUGAUGCUGUUCCCAGGCCACUUUCAGCUCCGCAGAUAGGUGUAUCGACCAAUUUGUCAAAAGCAUAUAGUUCUGUUUCUGAGAAGCCAACAGAGACGAAUGUCCCUCCUUCUCUUUCUUCUACUGUUACAAAGACUCCGUUCACAUCGUCAUCUUUUCCUGAUACACCGGCAAACACAAGAAAUGAGGAGGGUUCUUUAUUUUGGCCCAGGGCAGGGUCAGGGUGUUUGGAACAGUCUAAGCCUCUUCAUCCCUUGAUGAGCUGUCAGCCCGCCGUUCAUGGUUCUUUGCAGUCAGCACCAAGAGAGCCAUUUUGGAGUUGUAGUAACAGCAGGGACCCUAGACUAGCUCCGAUAAAUGCUCCAGCCCCUACUGCAGGUGCCCAAAGACUGGAUCCACGACUCCAGCGACGCCAGUCUUCUUGUCCUGACGGGAGUGGACCAUCACAACCCUCUCAGUCAACGGCCUCAAAAGGGGAGGGUGGGAAAUCUGAAGGGAAAAGAAAGGUUUCUUUAACAGAGUACAAGAUGCUGAAAAGGUCGGAGUCAGAGACAAGUAAAGAACAAAACCUGAGAGAAGCAACCAGAGAUACAACUCAUCAGGCAGCCGCUUCCCAAGUCUCCUCUCAAGGACAUGUGCGGCCACUGUUUCAAUCGUCUCUGUCUGCUCCAGGUUAUGUCAACUUUCCUCUCACCAACUCCUCCGCUAAUAAUUAUCAAAACUUUUCACCAUCUGCUCAAAACCAAAGUCCUCAGCCACAAGCUUUUCCCCCCAGCAGAUUGGCCUCAAACUCUGGACUUAAUUGUGAUUCUGUUAAUCCAAGCACUUACAUCAAUAUGCCAACUUAUCCACCACCUGUAAUGACAACAGGACCACCUCAUCAAGGAAUCGCCCCUGCUGGUCCAACCACAGUGGGUGACAUGGCACAGCCCCCUGGGCAAGGCGUGUUCACCAACAGUGCUGGUGGCUCACCCAAAACCAUGGCGCGCAAGCAAAAGUCUUCCUCUCAAUUGUUGCCUUUGCCAGUUAUCAAUGAGGAUGGAUCAGUGACUAAUGUAUUUCGGGGUAUCGUACGAGGAACUGUCAGAGAGGUGAGACUUCCAGCAGACGUGACCAAGAAACAGCCUAGUGCUGACAAAACGAAACCCACUGCGAACAAGGUUCAGACUAAAGCACUGGAAGGGAAAGUGUCAAAGAACAUUCAGGCUUCUAAUCCAGUCCAGUCUGACUCCCAUGUAGCUCCUUCCCUAGCAGACGUCACCAAUAAGACAUCCAGUGUUGGUAAAACAAAUGUUAUCGAGCAAAAGGCUGACAGUAAAGGACACCAUGAGAAUACUCUUACUAAAAGGGAUGGCACUUGUGCUAAAAUGUUCACAGAUUUUAUUGUUGCCACCUCCGGUGAUAGUCUUGUGACCAAGCCCCUUGAAGGUGUCAGUGAUAGUAAAACAAAGUCUUCAAAGAAGAAGGUGGACAGGGCCAGUGCCAGUGGGUUGGGUUCAUGUAGUAAAGCUGUUGAUGGGGAGAGUAAUGCAAACGGUGAAGGUAAAUUUCAAACCUUUGUGAGAGCUCAGACGAAAACAACAGCUGCGCCAGACGCUCUGAUGGCUGUAGAAUCUGUAGGGAUUGUAACACGUGAAUCUUCUUUGGAGAAUGUUACACGUUCAUCAUCACACCAGCGGUUGUCAGAGAAAAUCUGUGAAAAGAAAGAAACCUGUGAUGAAACUGGUAAUGCUCUUUUAGAUCGGAGAAUUGCGAGUUGUGAUGCCUCUUCCUCCCUGAAUGAUUUUGCCGCUACAAUAAAACAAAAUCGUUCAAUCAUGUCCAGUGUGCUAAAAGAUGUGCAGGAACUUAUUUCUCGACGAGCUAAAGAGGUGGUCAGCGAACUUGAAGAAGUUAAUAACACAUCCCCUGCCCCCAGUACUACUGAUGAGGAAGAUGAAGAAAAUAGUCCAUUUAGAUCAUUAUUCGGGGAUGCUGAAAGUCGUGCAGACAAAGCAACCCACUCUGAACUGGGGCAUGAAGUCGAUGCGAGUGGUACAGUUGUUGACAAGUUUUGGGAUUCUGUUGCUGCCAAGCCACAGUGGCACGGCACCGCUGGGGAUUUGGACUCGCUCCCUGUUCCGUCUAAACCUAAAGUAGUGGCUCCACCCCUCAGGCUAAUCCCUGCUCUGCUAGAAGAAGGCCAGGAGACUGCGGAAAACGAAGAUGAUUCUGUUUGCGUUCGUUCGAGUGAAGCUACAGGAAAAGUCCAAAGAGACAUUUGUGGUCGAGAGACUUCACUGUCGGUUACUGAUAUCAGUCAUUCUAUCAUGGAGAAAAAUGUGGGAGAAUCAAAUGCUGAAGUUCAAGUAGACAGAGAUAUUCAAGUGUGUGCUCAAAGCACUUUAAAUGUUGACAAGACUGUUUCAGAAGCAGAAUGUUCCAAGUCCCAGUCAGAUUCAGUUCUGGUUGCCAGCUCAGGAGCCCAUCCUUCUGGUCUCGACACUCACCAACCGGCCAUGUGGGAAGUUGACCCAGUUCUCUCCAGACUAAAGAAUCUGAAGCCCAGAUGUGAGAAGCCUCUCCCAGCCUCAAAGUCCCUGUCAGAGCUAGGCAUACGUCACUACCUCCUGGCUCUGAGUGACAUGAGGUUCCAGCCUGAGGUUACCGUUGUGGAUUACAGACAGGCUGUACAAGAUGACUUUCACCUGUCGGAGUGUGACAUCUGUGAUAAGCAGCUGGAUAGCGCUGUCCUAGAUUCGGAAGGUGUAACUGAUGACUCCUCUGGUUGUUCUGCAGCAGACAGCUUCAAAGAGUCAUCCACCAUCUCUAAAGACGUAGCACCACAUCACCGUCCUCUGGAUCAUCCUCGUCAUCGAGGGUUUAGUGGCCCUAUUUUGGAUUCACCAGAUCCUUGUCUCCCCAGCGACCCAGCACCGUCCUACCAGCCUGGAAUAGUGGCUGUUGAUGGGGGCUCUGCGAGUUUGUCCUAUCAGACAACUGUACCUCAUGUUGGAGGUCAGUCUGGUACAAGUAUUUCUAGAGUCAAGCCUGUGGAUAUAAUCAGACGAGUUCCUUCCAGGAAAACUGUCACCAUUGUCGAUACGAGCCCUAAAGGCAGGUUGGAGAAGUGUCUGACAACAGUUGUGGGCAAAAUGAAGGAAAUCAAAAGUGUAUAUGAACUGUCCCGAGCCAGUGUUGAGUUUUCUGUUAAUCGCAGAGAUUCAGGAGAAAGCUAUACCAGGGAGAGUAGUAAGCCAGCCUUGAAUGAAAGCUCAAAGUUCAGUGAAGGUACUACGGAAAUGACUGAGCCUUUUGUUGAGGAAUUUGACCCAAAGAUUUAUCCUUCUUAUGAUAAUGAAAAUGGAGACAUGUAUUCUUCAGCUGGAGGAUCAAGGAAAAAAAAGGGUCUCGCUUCACAAAAGAGGUCUUCUUUAUCUUUGAGGCAGAAGAUCCCAUCCAAAGGAGACAAAGUCUGCCAAGAUUUAGAUACUGACAAAACUGUUGACAGGAGUGAGGGACAGACCAGUGUUGUUCUCAAACCCUUUAGUCCACAAAUAUCUACGUUACCUGAAUCAGAAGGAAAACACUUAAAAGCCCAAGAGAAAAUACAUGACAAGGAUGUUGAAACAAAAACACUUGUGGCUUCGAGGAGGAAGAAGGACAACAGCCUCCUUUCGCUGGUUAAUAGAAAGAAAGUAUGCAGUGAUGCCUCAAAGUUUUACACAAACAGAAGCAAAUCUCCCGCCAGAGUGGAGAACAAACUCUUAAGUAGUCCUGUAAAGAAGGCUCUGAAGGGUAAAGUAUGUCGUCAAGGACAUAAAACACAUGGAUCUGAGCUGCAAAAGGGCAAUUCUCCACUUAAGGUGUCAUCUUUAGUCAAAAAGUUUUCCGCAUCCCAGGUCAAAACUUGCAGUAGGAGAAUACUGAGUGCCCCACUGUUAAACAACUCUGCUCGUUUAUCGUCCGAACAUAAAUCCAAAACUGAUUCUAGCUCUCAAAUCCAGAGUGCGAAGUCAUCAAAAUUGGACAAACCAGUUGUUGCUCAAACUAGUUCAGCUCAAAGAGAUUUUUGUAAAACAAGUUUGGUACGGAAAGAGUUGAUGAGGAGAAGUGUCUAUAAGAAGAGAGCUGUUGUCAAAUCUAAUGUUGCUGAGAAAUCAAAAGGAGCAGCAUUGCCUGCUGCUAUUGACAUCAGUAGAAAAUCUGCCGUACCACUGGGCCGGCCUAAAGUAAAAAGUAUCAGUCAAAGUGUGUUGCUCGAGUUAAAGAAGAAGAAAAUGCUGAACGAGCAAACGUCUGUAUUAUCCGAGAGAGUUGAAAACAUAGUGGGCGCCGGCACAAAUAGUGACAAAACUAACUCUGUUUCUGAAACACGAUUUGCACAUUUGCAAGAGAAUUGCGAGUCUGAAAUGAGAUCUCCAAAUCUUUCUGUGCCUGUCAGUGGAGAUUCUCACAAAGAAGCACCAGCUUCUGUCUCAAGAUGUGCGAUUUCAUCCGCUGAAAGUUCGAAAAUCAAUAGAAAUGUCACAGAUAUAUUGGAAAUUGAGAAAAAUAUCCAUAAUCCUUUGGAAAUUGAUAAAUCCAAAAUUAACAGAAGUUCUAGUGGUUUUUCAGAAGUCAGCAAAAAUGUCAGCAAUACGUCAGAAAUCAAUAAAGACACACAAGGUGGUGACCCAACUCUUGAAAUUGGGAACUGGUUCAAACCUGACGAAGUCCCAGUGGGCCCACAGAAAAAGAAUGACAAGUCAGCCGUUGCAAAAGGCAUUUCUGUGUUGGAGCCUCUGGCUAAGACAGCGGUUGAGUCCUAUACUGGUCAGAAGGCUGCACAACAGACAGAGAUACACGCCACAAUAUCUACGAUGUCUCUGAAACCUGUCUUGGGUAAACCUCAACUUGCUAUGAUGCCCCGUUCUCUUGCUCUGACCAAGAAAAGUAAUCCUCUAAAGCUACAGAGAAAUCCAGAGAUCUCCUCAGGGGAACCAUCCACUAUAGAUGAUCCUCAGCCUCUCAUAUCUCUCAGACUGACUGCAGAAUCUCAGAAACAUCCGGAUGAGUCCAAAAGAAGAUCUGAAGACUCUGGGAAUGAUGUACUGCCACCCAGUAAAUGGAGACCAUUAUGCGCCACAGGUCAGGAUGGUGAAAAGAAUGAUGACAAUCAGCCUCAGUCGUCCAUACUGGGUCAGCAUCAAAACUUGCUCGGCAGCAAAGCAUUAUUGAUUAGGAAAAGGGGUCCACUUCUUCCGACCCCCACAUCUGAGCAGGCCCGAACCACCACAACCUCCACACACCUCCAGACACAGUCAUCAAGGGAACAUAUUGUUGCUGACAAACCCAAAAAGGAUGAAAGUGUUUUUGCUUCUUCCAGGUGGGUGGCUCCUGCUUUGUCCCAUGGUGCUCGCUCAGACCUAGAGUCAACAGGUGCUCAGGAGAUUGUCAGUAACUCCAGCCAACUAUCAUUGUGUGAUUCUGUAACAGAUAACGGACCACCUGAUUCAUCAACAAAGGUUCCCCAAAGGAAAUCGCAGGAUGAGAAAGUAUUGUUUGUGAGAAACAAGGUUCCAUUGCUACCACACUCGGAGUCAUGUCAAAAUCCUGCUUUCCAAACUGCACCAUUCUACCAGGAACAGUCUUCUGUUGAAAACAUCGGUAGCUCAGGUAAAACGUUUAGUGAUUCCACAAAUGAAAACCUUCAUCGACUGGAUGGCGAGAUCUGGUUACAUCCAGAUCACAACCCUCGGUCCACUUUCGAGGAUAGUUAUCAGGAUUUUGAGCUGCCCUUUGGAGAUGUGGACUAUCGACGUGGGCCCGCAAUGCAACAAAGUCAGUUGGGUAGAGAUGACUCCCGUCAGUUUCGGAAUCCUGAUUUCCAAGCCCCGGUGCUAGAAAAGAUUCAGUCUGAAUUCCUGCCCGAUGAAUUAAAUCGAAACGGUAAAUCCAAGCAUUUUUGCCCAAAGGAUGGAAGUCUUUAUACUUCUUCAAGGUGGGGAGGUCCUGCCAUGCCCCGUGAUACUCCUACUACAGUAACCCCUGAAGAUGAGAUGUAUUUUACAAAUCCAGAACACAAUCCUCAGGAUGAAGAUUUGAGACUAGAGAUGCAAAGUUCUUUCAGAAAUCAAGGAACCGUUGUUAGAAAUGUGUGGCAAACUUGGAUGUUGCAAACUCACAAAAACCAUGAAAGCCUUUCUGGCAGUGCUGAAACCGUGGUGUCUUUCCCUGAAAAAGACCUUUUAAACAGUAAGGAUCAGACUGCCAAGAGUCUAUCGUGUAGUCACCCUGAAUCUGCAAAAGCUGGAGAAGGCUCCGAGAGGCUACCUGCCCAGACCUCUGAUUCUUCGCUGAAGGAAGCUGAGGAGCACCCAUCUAUUCUCUCUCCUUCCAAAGUGAUCCUUGAUGUGAGUGGUACAGACAGUGCUGUGCACCAUCAGCAGAAGUGCAUUGACAUACUCAAUGCAUUGAAAGCGGGGGAAGGUCAGACUCCACAGAGAGCAAAAGAUGACUUCGCUUACAGCAGCGAUGAGGAGGACAAACCCAGCGGCCCUGGGCCUUUUUCUGUACCUGAAUGUCAAACAGAUGUUGUCUCGAAACAGAAGGCUCUUCAGUAUUCAUUAGCUAGUACAAAUAUGACAUUUGAAUCCAUUUCAAAUGCAAUACAAAAAGCAUCUGCCACCCCUAAGCUUAGAGCUGCUGAUAACCCACAUGUCCUCAGUGCUGUAAAAGGCGCUCUUCAAACACUGAAGGAGUUGAAUGUUAUUGACUCAUCUAUUCCUGGGUUAGUAAAAUCUUCACCCACGGCAGUGUCGGGCCACAGCAAUCAGGGUCAGGGCCCAUCUAGUGUUGUUGCUCCUGAUUUCGAAAGCUCAGAAAAACCAUUGCCAACGACAACAGAUUUGAAUUUUGAUCAUCUCGAUAAAUUAUUGAAAUACGUGAAGGAAAAUGACAUUUUGAAAAGAGUGAGGGAGGUGUCAAAAGAAGAGUCAGAGCAAAAGGAGUGCACAGAGAAAAAUGCUGCUGCUUUGAGGAAUAUCAGUGAGGCUUCAACGCAAGAUUCGAAGCGAGAGAAAUUUGCUGAGCUUGGUUCCCAUUAUGACAAAGCACGUUCUUCCGUAGACCCUAGUGGAGAGUUUACUGGUGUGUGCCUUGCUCAAUCUGAGUGUCGAGAUCUGGGAGAGAGAUCAUUGACCCCACAGAAAAGCCUUACGAUAUCCAAGGAGAAUCUGGGCUCAAGAAAAUCAUCCCUCCUUGAACAAAACUCACCUUUUGAGAUUUUGAAACCAUUGUUUUUUUCUUCAGAGACAAAUAUCAGAGAUGAUGAACUGAAGGCGUCUGAAGAAAAGCCUCAAGAGGACACAGAGACACCAAAGUAUAAGACAGGCAAAGGUCCUAUUUUAAAAGACAAUGAGGAGAAAGGGAAGUCUCAUUCUAGGCAGGCAUUGUCCAAAGAUCUAUUUCCCAGUGAAGGGACAGUUUGUUCUGAGGAGACUGUGGUCAGAAAAGCUUCAGAGUCCAAAAUUGACAGAAAUACUCGUGUCAGUGCUAACCGUGUGCCUCACAAAGACAACAACACUCAUCUGACAGGGAGAGACGAUGACAGUGAAGACUGCACAACCAGGUUGGGUUCCCAGAGUAAUAGAUCCUUAUCACGACACUCUCGAUCGCAGACCCCUUGCUUUGACGAAAGCUCUAACCUUUCGCGGAUUUCGUCCACUAGUGCAAAAAUUCAACCAUCUACACGAUCAAAAUCUCCCGUGGAUGAAAGACGUUCCCCUUCAAGGUGCAUUUCGCAUAGGAAUCCAAGUCCUUCUGAAAGGUCCAAAUCUCCAGGUAGUAAAAGAAGGUUUCAUUCAAAGUCUACGGAUGAUAACAUUUCGCCUUCAAGAUCCAAAUUUCUUGAAAGCGAAGGACGCUUUCCUGUUAGGUCUCUGUCACACAGGGAUGGAAGACGCUCUCCUGUGAGGUCUAUAUCACACAGGGAUGAUGAAAGACGCUCUCCUGCAAGGACCAGGUCUCCUUGGGUUGCUGCAAGAAGGUCACCACAUAGAAGAAGCUGGGAUAGCUACUCUAGAUCACCGUCUCCCUACAGGCCACGAUAUUCCAGGUCCAAGUCUCCUCCACUAAGGGGAAAAUCUUCUCUGUCACCCGCGAGGAGAAGGAAUCGGAGGUCGUCAUCCCGUGGCCGUGUGAGGUCACGAUCGCGAUCACCUACACGCAGAACACGUCAUCGAAUUUCCAGAUCAAGAUCUCGUUCAAGCACUCGCAGAGUUGGUUAUUCAAAUUCUAGACGUAGGUCUCGAUCGCUCACUCGCAGAACUCGUUAUACGUAUUCCAGAUCUAGGUCAAGGUCUCCCCCUUACCGCGAGAGAGUUCGCUCGAAAUCGCCCUUUAAUGCUCAAUCAGGGCAAAUGCGGUCGUCGACCUCAUUCAACAGGACAGCCAGAGUCGACAGUGCUCGUAGAUCUCCCCUCUCCAUGUUCGGAUCUCCCUUGUUAAGUUCGAAAGGCUCUCAGUCGCUCAUGUCACGUGAACAGGCUGGGAAGGAUGACAAAAAUCGGGACAGUGACCCUUAUUUUUGGUUCACAGACACAAUUUCUUCAGAGAAACGUCACGGUUAUGUGCAAAGAGAUUCGAAAGCAAACAGUUAUGAGGACCCUGUGUUCAGAGUAGAUGAGCCAUUCAAGGGCAGGAGACCAAGUUCGUUAUCCAGGUCAAGGUCAGGAUCGCAGGAAAAGGAUUGCUUUCCCACCAGGCAAAAUAUCUCUGUUAGUGUCAGAAAUACAGUUGUUCCCGGAGGUUCUAAUUUGCCUCUGGAACCUGAGCAAGGAAAACUUUUCAUGGGUGAUGGAAGAGCAGGAACUUCUGCCUACAGGGAUGAGAAAGAUGAUAGCAAAGUGAAAAGAUCCUCCAAAGGUGGAGAUCAGGACAGUCAAAACUCUAGAAUCUUUAUCAAAGGACAGAAAAAAUGCUCUUUUGAUGAUAGAGACAGAGAAGAUAAAAGAACAGCAACAGUCCAUGACAAACAUGGCAGCAUGUCAAAAAGGCCCUUCAAAGAUAAAAAAAAGGAUGGUGGAGACACGAGAAUUGUGGUCAGAGCUGAUGAUAUGGGCAAUGACAGAACAAUGCUCACGAUAAAACGUUCUGUUUCGAAAGGCGAAGCAAACAAUAGAACACAAUGCAGUUCCUUAUCUCAAACAGAUAGUAACAUUCACCACACUGUUCGUGAAACGGAUAAAAGGACAAGUGACACAGACAAAGCGGAGCAUAUGUCACUGCCAACUAAACGAAUGUUCAAUUCAAACGCUGAGCCGAAAAUUGCAUUUUUAAGUGUUUCAAAGGACGCUGAAAGGAAUGCCAUGGGAGAAGAACAAAAGGAAGAGAAAGGACUUAGUGCUAGUGAAGACACUGAGAACGAGGCUGUGACGGAGAUCUUGACCAGUGCCCCCAUUGAUGUACUCUCUCACGCCAGACUAAAGAUUCUUAAUGAGAUCAAGCUUCUCAGCAGCCUAGAUGAAGACGCGAUUGCCUUGCUAGAAGCAGAGAUCGUGCCCUCGGGAAAUAGUGACGAGACAAAGGAUCAGGCUGAAGAUGCCGAAGGCAGCGCUGAGAAAGAUUUGGUUGCUGAUGAGAGAAUAGGAGAGGAAGACUCUGGUUUGCCAGAAGAGAAGAAUGCUGCUGGAGAUCAUUGUGAAGACAAAGUGAAAGAAAAAAAUGUAUCCCUGGAAACUGCAAAGAAAGAGGAGGAUUGUGAUAAAGAUGACAACGAGAGAAAUAAAAGGAAAGUUGAAAGAAAGGAUUUUUCAGGGGAGGUUAUUGAUAGAAGUCAUGAAAAUGCCUAUGAGAGGAAAGGUGGUCCAAAAGGAAAAGAAGAAAUUUUGGUGAUAUCUGACAGUGAUGAUGACCAUCCAUUGUACUGGGAUGAGAAGAAGAAAUCUCGAUUUUACAAGAGGAAGUAUUGCUCAUCAGUAGAAGCAGAGUCUUUAGAAGAAGGAGAAGUAGUGGAGGAAGUCACCAGCACAAUAGGUAAGAAGCGAAAGCUUGUUGACAGAGUUGUUGAGGUUUGCACAGUUGAAGAGAAGGAGGGAGAGAAUACCCCUUCUCUAGAGCGUAAGGAAGAGGAACAAAAGGGCAAGAUAACAGAAAUAAAAAGUUCACAAAAGAGCAGCCAACAUGGUCUCAGAAAAAAUGUUCUGAAUCGACUGCAAAGUUUGAAGGACUCUAGCCUACUGCACUCUCCUCAUGACCUGUCAUCUGUGAGUGACGGGGAGAUUAGUUCAGAGCGAGAGAUGGCUGUAAGUCCCCCAUCUGCUCCUUGCUAUGGGAAAUGGUCACCUAUCAGUGACACAGAAGAUCCUGACUCCUCUUCAAAAAGCACUGAAACCAAUCAGCCGAACGACAGGAGAAAGAACUUUGUGUUACCAAAUGAAGAGAAGAUAAUAAUUGGUAUAAAGAAUUCUCCAGAGGAUUCUCUGAAAGGAGCAGAUGACAGUGGGGUGGACACUCGGGUCAUCAGAAUGGACUAUAGUUCUGAAAAUGACUGCAUCUUUGUUGGAGAAGAAAGAUUUCAGGAUUCAAUUACUUUUAGGAACAGAAAGAGAACAAACUGUGAUGUGCACUCUCUUGACGUCUACAAUUUAACAACCGAAGAAGAAGACAACCAAACUUGUACGGAAGAAGUUCAAAUCCGAAAAAGAGCAGAAGAAAAGUUAGACAGUAGGGGAAAGAAAAUGGACUUUGCAACUUCACCAGUCUUUGAGAGCGAACGUGAUAAAGGGGCCGCUGAAAGGUCUCUCAAAACAAGCAGAGGGGCCAAAACUAUAAAUGAGAAACGAGAAUCUUUGAGAAAAUUACCAAGAGAUAGAGAAGAAACAAAACCAUACAGUGAAAGAGGUAGAGACACUAGGAGGGAUGCUGACGAGAUAGCUAGGCGUUACCGGAAUAGAUCCCCUGUUCACAGGACAGCUGAUCCAUUUUCUAGUAGCGAGAACAGGGGUUUGGCAGAGAGAAGUUACUUGUCAUCAAGAAGUAGGAAAGGAGAUUCCUAUGAGAGGGAACAUCGAGACAGAUCCCUUUUUCAUAGGACAGAGCUUACUGAAAGAGCUAAACACUUGGAGAGAAGCUCUAGAAGUGGGUGCAGUAGGAGACACAAGGAUCCUCACUCCCCUUCAAGAACUCACGGGCACUACCCCAAAAGUUGUGAAAGUUACCAGAGCUCACGGUCAAGCAGACACCCAAGGCCCAGUUCACCCUCAACCUCCGGUAGUCGGGAUAGCCGCGGCUCUUCGCCUCAUAGACAUAAUCCGGCUAGUUCUCCAUCAGUCAGGACUGGCUUGCAGGACUCUUUUUGGAGACAAAAGAGUUCUAAUUCACCUUCUGGUAAAGAUAAAGAUUCAAAUCAUACUAAUUCAGGAGAAAGCGAGAAGACUGGUAGUCAAAAUGACCAGAGGUUGAAGAGUCUGACUGCCUUCAAUUCUGUCUCUGAAACAGAGAGGCAGGAGAGGCGUCAACUUGAAGGAGCUGGGGAAUAUUCCAAAGGUGCCUCUUCAUCUGCAAAAAUUUACAACGAUGUCCAAGGCCAGAGCAGUCGUGAUGAAGCCCCUGGAGAGGAUGUCACCAGAGCCACCGAUCACAAGCAGAAAGUUCAGGGAGUGUCUGAAUCUUCACCAAGCACCAAGAAAACAGGUCAAAUGUGGUCACAGCUGUUGACUUCAAUUCCGAAAAGAGUGCAAAGUCACACCAACCGUGGUGAAAGCUCGGUGGAUAGUAUCACUAAUGCCUCUCAUUUUAUUUGGCCGUCAUGCGGCCGGUUGCAGAGCUCCUUUCCUUCAGCCUCAGGACCACCGGUCCAUGACAGAGAAAGCCCUUCGAAAGCUCAUUACCUUGACUUUGACGAUGCUGACCUGUUGGAAACUGGGAAUUCAGGCACCGGAAAAGUAAGCAUGUUUGAAAAAGUGUUGAAAGAGCAUAGACGGGACCGGAAACAGACCAUGAAAACUGAGGAUGUAACUGUCCACAAUUUUUUGGUGUCGCUGUUGGGUGUGAAUUGUGAAAUCUUCUCCCACCUCCUGGGCUGGCCCCUGGACACCGAGCUGGGCAGCCGUGCCGUCUCCGCCAGCACCAUGAACCAGCUGGUGGCUCUGACAACAGAAUGUGCCUUUACUGCUCUCAAACUUGACCUGAGUUUCAUCGACCCAAGCUUCGGCCUAGACGAUGUCUGCUUUGGGAACCCGGCCAAGUUGAAAAUGCUGAGGGAAUUCUCAGACCGACAAAUUGUGACUGAAGUACAGAUUCUUGAGCACUGUCAAGAAAAUUUUGAUAUUGAGGUGGGUGUAAAUGAGGGUCGACGUUCCCGUGAAUUCAAACUAGAGUCCCUGCAGCUUGUUGUGACAGCCCUUAAUGAUUUGCGCAGAUAUUCUGACUUUGGUGAGCCACAUUGUCGCGUGCCUGGGGCUCUACUGCUGAAAUCAGAACGGCGGUCGUGGUUCUCAGUUGGCAACUGCUUCCUCAUCAUGCUCUUGCCGAUGUCCCAAGAACUUUUCAGUCGCCUCCUCAGUUUGAAGCAUUCCAUAGAGAAGCUUGGGCCUGAGAAUACCUCUGGUGAGACUGAAGAGAUGAGGACCAAGCUAAUCUCUGAGCGAGCUAGACUCUUGAAGACCAAUACUGGUAGUCAGAAUGUUGGAAGAGAAAGGAAGCUGAGGGAUGAGCUGGCCUGCUUCAGGGAGUGCAGGAGGUAUCUACGCCAUGUCAUCGGGAACGCAGCCGUAGAGAACAUGACCGUGUUCAACACUUACUUGGACCGGAUUGCUUGGCAUAUACAGCUCAUGCAAAUGGAUUUAUGAUGUUACAGGUGAUACUGAUACUGUGUGAGCGUUGCUUGAAUCUUGUCUUUAAUCAUCCCCCCCCCCCCUUUUCUUGCUGUUGUAGGGGU
Molecule: messenger RNA, 13787 nt
Organism: Aplysia californica (California sea hare)
Lineage: Eukaryota; Metazoa; Mollusca; Gastropoda; Aplysiida; Aplysiidae
Exons: 9
Coding region: 88-13698 (4536 amino acids)
Biological process (GO): homologous chromosome pairing at meiosis; regulation of double-strand break repair via homologous recombination; male meiotic nuclear division
Cellular component (GO): nucleus
Source: RefSeq, a predicted model, not a curated record